AUGGAUCCGUCCAACUCAAUUUUGCAGUUUCUGAACACAAUUCCAAUUCCGAUGGUAGUACUUGCAAACUUGAAGAUCAUAGUUGCUGGAAUUACCACAUUUUUAGCCUUGCUUAAUCAUGGUUUCGAUUCUGUGAUGGAUCCCAUCCCAUUAUUUAGUCCGUCUACGAAUUAUGACUUCAUUAUUGUGGGCGGAGGUUCAGCUGGAGCAGUCGUAGCCAAUCGACUAUCCACUAACCCAAAUUUCAAAGUCCUGCUACUUGAGGCUGGUGGUAAUCCCACCGUGUUAAAUUCAAUCCCAGCCAUGGCAAUGUCCAACAUGCGCAAUCCUUACACCGACUGGAUGACACGUUCAGAGCCAUUAAACACUUCCUGUCUGGCGUGCAAAGAUAACUUGAUUACAAUCUCGAGAGGGAAAAUGCUGGGUGGUUCGAGCAGCUUAAAUGUCAUGGUUUACAUGAGAGGAAAUCCCAACGACUUUGACAACUGGGCGAAUCUUACUGGAGAUGCGUCCUGGUCGUAUGAAAAUGUGCUGCCCUACUUCAAAAAGUCGGAAGAUUACACUGGAAAUUAUCCUGACCCCAAAUAUCAUGGAACUGGGGGACCCUUAUCGGUGACUGCUCAACCUGAUGAUCCUCUCACGAGGGAUUGGAUGUCUGCCGCGAGAGAGAUGGGAUUCAGCAAUUCGGAUCCAAAUGCGUACCAGACAUCGACAUUUGUUCCUAUCGACCACACAAUGAAGGAUGGGCGAAGGUGGAGUACGUAUAACGCCUUCAUUCAGCCUGUGCUGCAUCGGCGUAAUUUUAAAGUAAUUCGUUACGCGCAUGUCACUAAGGUAAACUUUGAUUCAACCAAACGUGCCGUGGGGGUCUCGUACAUCAAAAAUGGGCGCACAUUCACUGCCACAGCUUCCAAAGAAGUUGUUCUGUCGGCAGGUGGGAUUGGAAGUCCGCAUGUUCUGAUGUUGUCCGGAAUCGGACAUUCUGACCAUUUGAAGUCAUUUGGGAUCCGAACCAUAUCAAACCUCGCUGUUGGAGAUAAUCUACAAGAUCACCUCUUAUCACUGGCUGGACCUUUCAUUUUGAACGAUACUGUCGCGAAUAGGGACAUAAGUACAUAUAAGAGGGAACAUAUCAAUUUCACAUCAUCCUCCCUUCCCAUUACAAUUCAACCAUAUUCGUUACAAUAUGUAAAUGAAUUUGUUGGAAGAGAUGCACAUAUUGUCGGAUUUAAUCUGGGACUCCCAAAAAGUAGAGGAACAAUUCGUCUACGUUCAGCAGAUCCGCUGGAACAACCGGUCGUUGACUUGAACUAUUUCAGUCAUCCGUACGAUAUGAAGGAGAUGAUUCGUGGGUUGAAACUAUUAAUUAAACUUUACGAAGAAACUAAAACGUUUCGAAAAUACAAUGCAACCUUAAUGCCAAAACAUUAUCCAGGAUGUGAAAGUCAUAUUUUCAGAAGUGACGAGUAUUACGAGUGUCUCUUGAGACAUUGCACGUCGACAACGUGGCAUCAGAGCUGUAGUGCAAAAAUGGGACAUGCAGAUGAUCCGAGUGCAGUAUUAGAUUCACGAUUGAGGGUGCGUGGAGUGAAGGGAUUGCGAGUUGCGGACGCGUCCAUAAUGCCAAGAAUAACAAAUGCUAACCUGAACGCACCAGUUAUUAUGAUUGGAGAGAAAGCUGCGAGUAUGAUAUUGGAUGAUUGGAAAUAA
Folsomia candida is the source of this 1710-nucleotide messenger RNA. RefSeq names its product glucose dehydrogenase [FAD, quinone]. The record is from RefSeq and is a predicted model, not a curated record. The coding region runs from base 1 to 1710 and encodes 569 amino acids. Lineage: Eukaryota; Metazoa; Arthropoda; Collembola; Entomobryomorpha; Isotomidae. Gene Ontology annotation, molecular function: flavin adenine dinucleotide binding; oxidoreductase activity, acting on CH-OH group of donors. The transcript is spliced from 12 exons.